This is a messenger RNA of Nerophis ophidion (straightnose pipefish), 8789 nucleotides long. RefSeq names its product talin 1 (gene tln1). Gene Ontology annotation, cellular component: focal adhesion; plasma membrane; ruffle. The record is from RefSeq and is a predicted model, not a curated record. The coding region runs from base 278 to 7966 and encodes 2562 amino acids. Gene Ontology annotation, biological process: platelet aggregation. NCBI's taxonomy places the organism in Eukaryota, Metazoa, Chordata, Actinopteri, Syngnathiformes, Syngnathidae. The transcript is spliced from 57 exons. Gene Ontology annotation, molecular function: actin filament binding; structural constituent of cytoskeleton; integrin binding.
CCCACUGUGCUGCUAGGGAGGAGUUGGCUGGCUGGCUAGUUAGUUAGUCGUCAGCUAGUUAGUUAGCCUGUAGUUAGUUAGUAGACACGACUGUCGUUAGCCGAGAGCAACUAAGAAAGAGUUUUGAUCUGCUUUUUUUUCUCCUGGCUCAAUCUGCUCUUUUUCUUGCAUUCUUUAACGUGACGACACCAUUGUUGGAUUGGGAUUGUAAAGGCUUGUUGGCGGGACUCGGUCGCUCUUUCAGGUGUGAAUUGGGAGGACUUGGAAAAGAGCAAUCAUGGUUGCCUUGUCGCUAAAGAUCGGCGUGGGCAAUGUGGUGAAGACCAUGCAGUUUGAGCCCUCCACCAUGGUGUAUGACGCCUGCCGCAUCAUCAGGGAGAGAGUUACAGAGGCACAACUUGGACAGCCCAAUGACUUUGGGCUGUUUCUCUCUGAUGAAGACCCCAAAAAAGGCAUCUGGCUAGAAGCUGGAAAAGCCCUGGACUACUAUAUGUUGAGGAAUGGGGACACCCUUGAGUACAAGAAGAAGCAAAGGCCUCUGAAAAUCCGCAUGCUGGAUGGCACAGUGAAGACUGUCAUGGUGGAUGACUCCAAGAUCGUCAGCGACAUGCUCAUGACCAUCUGCGCCAGAAUAGGCAUUACCAACUAUGACGAGUACUCGCUGGUGCGAGACAUCGGUGAGGAGAAGAGGGAGGAAGCCACUGGAACCCUUAAAAGAGACAAGACAUUGCUAAGAGAUGACAAGAAGAUGGAAAAGUUAAAGCAAAAGCUCCAUACAGAUGAUGAAUUGAACUGGUUGGACCAUGGGCGGACUUUACGGGAACAAGGUGUAGAGGAGACAGAGAUGUUGCUGCUGAGAAGGAAGUUCUUCUACUCGGACCAAAACGUGGACUCCAGAGACCCUGUACAGCUCAACUUGCUUUAUGUGCAGGCCCGUGAUGACAUUCUAAACGGGUCUCAUCCGGUGUCUUUCGACAAGGCCUGCGAGUUUGCAGGUUAUCAAUGUCAGAUCCAGUUUGGUGACCACAACGAAUCCAAACACAAACCUGGAUUCUUAGAUUUAAAAGAGUUCCUUCCCAAGGAGUACAUCAAACACAAAGGAGAGAAAAAGAUUUUCCAGGCACACAAAAACUGUCAGAAUAUGACAGAGAUUGAAGCCAAAGUCAGCUACGUGAAACAGGCCAGGUCUCUAAAAACCUAUGGAGUGUCGUUUUUUUUGGUGAAGGAAAAAAUGAAGGGCAAGAACAAACUGGUGCCUCGUCUCCUGGGCAUCACCAAGGAGUGUGUGAUGAGGGUGGACGAGAAAACAAAGGAAGUGAUCCAGGAAUGGAACCUGACCAACAUUAAACGUUGGGCUGCCUCUCCAAAAAGCUUCACCCUGGACUUUGGAGACUACCAGGACGGUUACUACUCUGUGCAGACGACUGAAGGAGAGCAGAUAGCCCAACUCAUUGCUGGAUACAUUGACAUCAUUCUCAAGAAGAAAAAAAGCAAGGACCACUUUGGCCUGGAGGGAGAUGAAGAGUCCACUAUGCUGGAGGACUCUGUAUCACCUAAAAAGUCAACAGUGUUGCAGCAGCAGUUCAACAAGGUGGGCAGGGUGGAGACGGGUUCAGUGGCGCUGCCAGCCAUCAUGCGCUCAGGAGCCGGUGGUCCCGAGGGUUUCCAGAUGGGCUCCAUGCCUCAGGCCAAGCAGCACAUUACCAGUGGACAGAUGCACCGGGGACACAUGCCUCCUCUGACUUCAGCUCAGCAAGCCCUGACUGGAACCAUCAACUCCAGUAUGCAGGCUGUCCAGGCUGCUCAAGCUUCUCUUGAUGACUUCGAUACUCUGCCUCCUUUGGGAACCGAUGCUGCAUCCCAAGCCUGGCGGAGAAACAAGAUGGACGAGUCCAAACAUGAGAUCCAUUCUCAGGUGGAUGCCAUUACAGCAGGCACUGCCUCUAUGGUUAACCUGACUGCAGGUGACCCGGCAGAGACAGACUACACGGCAGUGGGCUGUGCUGUCACCACUAUCUCUUCCAACCUGACUGAGAUGUCAAAGGGCGUCAAGCUACUGGCGGCUCUCAUGGAGGAUGAAGGAGGAAAUGGACAGCAGCUGCUUGGCGCUGCCAAGAACCUUGCAGGCGCUGUUUCAGACAUGCUGAAGACUGCCCAGCCUGAAAACACAGAGCCUCGCCAGAUUCUGUUACAAGCUGCUGGUAAUGUGGGCCAGGCCAGUGGAGAACUACUUUCGCACAUUGGAGAGACAGACACUGAUCCACAGUUCCAGUUUGUAGGUAACCGAUCUUUCAGGGCUGCCAGAUGGACAGUGCUCUCUUACUGUCAAAUGAUGGACAUGCUGAUGCAGCUGGCUAAAGCUGUAGCUAACGCCACAGCAGCCCUGGUGCUUAAAGCUAAGAAUGUGGCCCAGAAGACGGAGGACUCUGCCCACCAGAACAGAGUUAUUGCUGCAGCCACUCAGUGUGCUUCUUCCACAUCUCAGCUGGUGGCCUGCACCAGAGUAGUGGCUCCUACCAUCAGCUCCCCAGUAUGUCAAGAGCAGCUGAUAGAAGCAAGCAAGCUGGUUGCCAAAUCAGUGGAAGGCUGCGUUGAUGCUUCACAAGGGGCCACCAAUGACGAGGGGCUCCUGAAGCAGGUCGGCAUGGCCGCCACAGGUGUGACCCAGGCUUUAAAUGAGCUGCUACAACACAUCAAGCAGUAUGCCAGUGGAGGCCAUCCCAUUGGACGCCACGGAGAAGCCACUGAUCGUAUCUUGGAUGUGACGGAGAACAUCUUCAGCUCAAUGGGAAAUGCUGGUGAGAUGGUUCGCCAGGCUCGUAUUCUUGCCCAAGCCACGUCUGAUCUGGUCAAUGCAAUCAAGAUGGAUGCAGAAGGAGAGUCAGACCUGGAAAAUUCCCGAAAGCUGCUGUCAGCUGCCAAGCUGCUGGCCGAUGCCACCGCCAAGAUGGUGGAGGCAGCCAAGGGUGCAGCGGCAAACCCUGACAGUGAGGAACAGCAGCAGAGGUUGCGAGAGGCUGCUGAAGGUCUUCGCAUGGCUACGAAUGCUGCCGCCCAGAACGCCAUCAAGAAACGCCUGGUCAACAAGCUGGAGAAUGCUGCAAGACAAGCAGCUGCAGCAGCUACACAGACAAUAGCUGCAGCUCAGCAUGCUGCCUCGUCUAAUAAGAACCAGGGUGCCCAGCAGCAGCUGGUCCAAAGCUGCAAGGUGGUUGCAGAGCAAAUCCCUCAACUGGUUCAAGGAGUCAGAGGCAGCCAGUCUCAGCCUGACAGUCCAAGUGCUCAGUUGGCCCUCAUCAGUGCUAGCCAGAACUUCCUGCAGCCCGGUGCAAAGAUGGUCACUGCCUCCAAAGCUACUGUUCCCACCAUCAAUGACCAAGCUUCAGCGAUGCAGCUCAGCCAGUGUGCUAAGAACCUGGCUAGUGCCUUGGCUGAGCUGCGCACCGCCUCACAGAAGGCCCAGGAGGCGUGCGGGCCUCUCGAGAUAGACAAUGCUCUGUCAGUUGUACGUGGGCUGGAGAAGGAUCUAAAGGAUGCCAAAGCUUCAGCUGAUGAAGGCAAACUCAAACCCCUUCCAGGAGACAAUCUCGAAAAGUGCUCCCAGGAUCUUGGUACAAGCACUAAGGCAGUAAGCUCUGCCAUAGCCCAGUUGCUAAGUGAGGCCACCCAGGGCAAUGAGAACUAUACAGGUAUGGCAGCCAGAGACGUGGCCCAGGCUCUGAAGUCCUUGGCCUCAUCUGCAAGAGGUGUCGCUGCCACCGCCGAUGAUGCAGCAGCAAGAAGUGCUUUGCUGGACUGCGCCAGUGAUGUCAUGGAUAAGUCGGCCAACUUCCUUGAAGAGACAAAGAGGGCCGUUGCCAAACCAGGAGAUGCAGAAAGUCAGCAAAGGCUGGCCCAGGUGGCCAAAGCAGUGUCUCAGGCCUUGAACAGAUGUGUCAACUGCCUUCCUGGUCAGCGGGAUGUGGACAAUGCCAUUCGUACUGUGGGUGAAGCCAGCAAAGCUCUCCUGGCUGAUUCUUUCCCCUCCAGUGGAAGGAGUUUUCAAGAGGUCCAAGGCCAGCUGAAUCAAGUGGCAGCUAGUCUUAACCAGUCAGCCAAUGAGGUUGUCCAGGCAUCACGCGCCAGCACCCGGGAACUGGCCAGAUCCACCAGCAAGUUUGGACAGGACUUUAACAACUUCCUGGAUGCUGGUGUUGACAUGGCAGGAACAUCACAAUCUAAAGAGGACAGGACACAAGUGGUAUCCAACCUGAAGACAAUAUCUAUGUCAUCCAGCAAACUACUCCUGGCUGCGAAAGCUCUAUCUACUGACCACAACUCUCCUAACCUCAAGAACCAGCUGGCAGCUGCUGCUCGGGCAGUUACAGAAAGUAUCAACCAGCUCAUUACCAUGUGCACCCAGCAGGCUCCUGGACAGAAGGAGUGUGACAACGCCCUCAGGGAGCUGGAGUCAGUGAGAGGAAUGCUAGAGAACCCAAGUGAAGCUGUGAAUGACCUCUCCUACUUUGACUGUAUCGACAGUGUCAUGGAAAACUCCAAGAUCCUUGGUGAAUCCAUGGCCGGUAUUUCCCACAAUGCCAAGAACUCCAACUUGCCAGAGUUUGGUGAUUCGGUCAGUUCUGGCUCCAAAGCCCUGUGUGGUCUGACUGAAGCUGCAGCACAGGCUUCCUAUUUGGUUGGCGUGUCAGAUCCCAACAGUUCAGCAGGUCAGAAGGGUCUUGUAGAUCCUGCUCAGUUUGCCAGAGCUAACCAGUCCAUCCAAAUGGCCUGCCAAAACCUAGUGGACCCAGGAUGCACCCAAUCACAAGUUCUGUCUGCCGCCACCAUUGUUGCCAAACACACUUCAGCACUAUGUAACGCUUGCCGACUGGCCUCCUCCAAAACCCCCAACCCUGUUGCUAAGAGACAGUUUGUCCAGUCAGCCAAAGAGGUGGCCAACACCACCGCGAACCUCGUCAAGUCCAUUAAGGCUUUGGAUGGAGCUUUUAACCAGGAGAACAGAGAAAGGUGUCGGGCUGCAACUGGUCCUCUGAUAGAAGCUGUGGACAACCUGACAGCCUUUGCCUCCAAUCCAGAAUUUGCCAGCAUUCCAGCUCAGAUCAGCCCUGAGGGUCACGCUGCUAUGGAGCCCAUUGUGGCAGCAGCCAGGACCAUGCUGGAGAGUUCCACUGGCCUGAUCCAGACUGCCCGAUCUCUAGCGGUCAACCCUAAAGACCCCCCCAAGUGGUCUGUCCUUGCCGGACACUCAAGAACCGUAUCGGACUCCAUCAAGAAACUCAUUACCAAUAUGAGAGAAAAGGCACCAGGCCAGAGGGAAUGUGAUGAUGCUAUCGAGGUUCUAAAUGGCUGCAUACGUGAGGUGGACCAGGCUUCUCUGGCUGCCAUCAGCCAGCAGCUCACACCACGAGAAGAUAUCUCCAUGGAGGCCCUUCAUGAGCAGAUGGCUGCUUCAGUCCAUGAGAUUAGUCAUUUGAUUGAACCAGUUGCUGUGGCUGCUCGCUCUGAGGCCUCACAGCUGGGACACAAGGUAUCUCAAAUGGUCAGCUACUUUGAGCCACUCAUCAUGGCCGCUAUCGGCACAGCGUCCAAGAUCCUCAGCAGCCAACAGCAGAUGGCUGUUUUAGACCAGACCAAAACUCUGACAGAGUCAGCCCUGCAGAUGCUCUACACUGCCAAAGAGGCUGGAGGAAACCCCAAGGCGGCACACAUGCAAGAGGCCCUGGAGGAGUCGGUGCAGAUGAUGAAGGAAGCUGUAGAUGAUUUGGGGGCCACAUUGGCAGAAGCAGCCAGUGCAGCAGGUGCUGUGGGGGGAAUGGUGGACUCCAUCAAUGAUGCCAUCAACAAGAUGGAAGAUGCACCUACACUUGAACCUGAGGGCACAUUUGUGGACUACCAGACCACCAUGGUGAAGACAGCUAAGGCCAUUGCUGUCACUGUGCAGGAGAUGGUCACCAAGUCCAACACCAACCCGGAUGAUCUUGGCGGACUGGCCAAUCAGCUGACUAAUGAGUUUGGAAAUCUGGCAGAUGAAGCAAAAUAUGCAGCAAUUACUGCCGAGAACGAUGAGAUUGGUUCCCACAUCAAGAAGCAAGUGGGUGAACUGGGUUUUAGCUGCACGGGCCUUGUGACCAAAGCCGGAGCGCUGCAGUGCAGUCCAAAUGAUUCCUUCACCAAAAAGGAUCUGAUUGACAGUGCUCGCAAAGUCUCUGAAAAGGUUUCGCAUGUCCUAGCAGCUCUGCAGGCAGGUAACCGUGGCACACAGGCCUGCAUCACUGCAGCCAGCGCAGUGUCUGGAAUCAUUGCAGACCUAGACACCACCAUCAUGUUUGCGACUGCUGGAACUCUCAACAGAGAGAAUUCCGAGACCUUUGCAGACCACAGAGAAUACAUCCUGAAGACAGCAAAGGCUCUUGUGGAGGACACCAAGCUCUUGGUGUCUGGUGCUGGAGCCAGUCAGGAGAGACUGGCCCAGGCUGCCCAGUCGUCUGUGUGCACCAUCACCAAGCUGACUGAUGUGGUCAAACUGGGUGCUGCCAGCCUUGGCUCAGAAGAUCCGGAGACUCAGGUGGUGCUUAUUAAUGCAGUCAAAGACGUGGCUAAAGCGUUGGGCAACCUCAUCAGCACCACCAAGGCAGCUGCGGGAAAACCCCAUGAUGAUCCCAGCAUGCUUCACCUGAAGAACUCAGCUAAGGUGAUGGUGACUAAUGUGACAUCGCUUCUGAAGACAGUGAAGGCUGUUGAGGAUGAAGCCACUAAAGGGACCAGAGCUUUGGAGGCCACCAUUGAACACAUCAGACAAGAGCUGGCUGUGUUCAGCAGCUCUGACCCACCAGCAACGACGACCACACCUGAGGAGUUCAUUCGCAUGACCAAAGGAAUCACCAUGGCAACCGCAAAAGCAGUGGCGGCCGGAAACUCCUGUCGCCAAGAGGACAUCAUUGCCACAGCUAACCUCAGCAGACGGGCCAUUGCUGACAUGCUGCACUCCUGCAAGCAAGCAGCCUACCAUCCGGAGGUCAAUAAGGAGGUCCGGAUGAGAGCACUGCGCUUUGGCAACGAAUGUGCUCAUGGAUAUCUAGGACUGCUGGACCAUGUACUGCUGGUUAUCCAGAAGCCAUCUCAUGAUAUGAAGCAACAGUUGGCCAACUACUCCAAAAGAGUGGCAGGUUCUGUAACUGAGCUUAUACAAGCUGCAGAGGCCAUGAAAGGAACAGAAUGGGUGGAUCCUGAGGAUCCCACUGUCAUCGCUGAGAAUGAGUUGCUUGGAGCAGCAGCAGCAAUUGAAGCAGCUGCCAAGAAACUGGAGCAGCUGAGACCCAGAACCAAACCCAAGGAAGCGGAUGAAAGCUUGAACUUUGAGGAGCAGAUUCUGGAAGCAGCCAAGUCCAUUGCUGCUGCCACGAGUGCUCUGGUCAAAGCAGCUUCAGCAGCCCAGAGGGAACUGGUGGCUCAGGGAAAGGUAGGGGCCAUACCAGCCAAUGCAGUGGAUGAUGGACAGUGGUCUCAAGGGCUGAUUUCGGCUGCUCGAAUGGUAGCCGCAGCCACCAACAACCUUUGUGAAGCAGCCAACUCAGCGGUUCAGGGACAUGCCAGUGAAGAAAAGCUUAUCUCCUCAGCCAAGCAGGUGGCAGCCUCCACCGCUCAGCUGCUGGUAGCCUGCAAGGUGAAGGCUGACCAGGAUUCUCAGACCAUGAAGAGGCUGCAGGCUGCAGGUAACGCUGUGAAGAGAGCUUCUGAUAAUCUGGUAAAAGCAGCUCAGAAAGCAGCGUUUGACGCUCAAGACGACCAGGCUGUGGUAGUCAAAAGCAAGAUGGUGGGGGGCAUUGCUCAGAUCAUUGCGGCUCAGGAGGAGAUGCUUCGUAAAGAACGAGAGUUGGACGAAGCCAGGAAGAAGUUGGCCACCAUUCGUCAGCAGCAGUACAAGUUCUUGCCUUCGGAGCUGCGGGAAGACGGUCAGGAACAAUAAAAGGUCAAAAGUGAUCCAUGAAAAGAUUUAUGCUUGCUUCACAUUCAAAACUUCAAAGUGUUCGUUUAAUGGACUUGUGUAGUACAUAAAUAUACGCUUGAAGUACUUGUUAUGUAUGUAUGUAUGUGUCUUCUUCCAUCAUGGUGACAAGACGAGACAAUCUAUGCAAUUGUUCCUUCGGCCAAUUUCACAUGGAACAAAUAGCUUUUAUAUUAAAUAUAUUCAAGUACUUCUUUUUUUACUUCAAUUUGGAUGGUUUAUAUUUGACAUCAUAUUCAUUAAUUGAAGCCUUGCCAAAGUAUUAGAAUAUUCAGUGCCUUCAAAUAUAUCGGACGUUAGCGUUGCAGCUUCUUUAUGUUUCUCAAGCUGCUUUGCAAACGUGUCAGAAUAUAUAUAACAUCCUUAUACAAAAUAAAUAUUAUAGUUUAUGGAUGUCUGUCUACACAUUGUCUAUUUUGAUAGAAUAUUUGUGUUUACUGAGAUCCUAAUGUUAGGUCACAGCUUUCAGUAUAUAUAUCAUGGUUUGAAAUAUUUCUAUAGUACAAGUACGUGCUGAUGUCUUUGUCCUACAAGUGCACUUUUUCAUUAAUUUAAAAAAUAUAAUUUCAGUCCUGCCAUUGAGAAUAUAUUUUACACACAACUAAAAGUGUAAUCCUCUUCCAUGUUUGUUUUAUUCAGCUUUUACUUAAAGGUGCUCUAAACGAAUACUGCUUUUGGCGAUGUGAUGGUGUAGUAGUAGUACUGCAAUACAUCCGACAUAAAUCCAGCUUUCAAUCACGUGAUGUGUACUACAAUACAGCAAUAAACAUUUUCAUCACGUCCA